Molecule: messenger RNA, 934 nt
Organism: Drosophila busckii
Lineage: Eukaryota; Metazoa; Arthropoda; Insecta; Diptera; Drosophilidae
Exons: 6
Coding region: 101-931 (276 amino acids)
Source: RefSeq, a predicted model, not a curated record
ACGAAUUAAUUUUUUAAAACAAACGUGUGUGUAAACUUAAAUAUAAUUUGCUUUUAUUUUUUUCUUAAGCAAGACAUUUGAACGCUUUAUUAGCUUAACAAUGAAUCGUCGCAGCACUCGCAUGCCAAACUUUACAGCUGAAGAGGAAGCUGUCCUGAUAGCCUUGGCUUAUAAAUAUAAAAGCGUUAUUGAAAAGAAAGGUUCCAAUGGGCGCAUAUGGCGUGAAAAGCAACUGGCCUGGAGCAAAAUAGCUGCUGAAUUCCACAAAACUACAAAUAUACAGCGCGAAGCUGCAAAGCUUAGAUCAAAAUAUGAUGCUUUGAAAAAGAGCAAGAAAAUGAGCAAUAUUGGGAUUGGGAUGGCAACGGAAAUGAAGCUGAAUGUGAACAGCGCUGCAAUUGCAAAGAAUUUAGCUGUGCCUGCUGCAGAGCAGUUAGCUCCAAUACCAGCAACAAAUCUAAGUGAAUUGCAGCAGAGCGCUGCUCCUUUGGCAACUACUGCAGCUAAUCAAAAAAUAAUUGUUAUCAAAAAGCAAACUAAAAUGCCCACUGUGCAGCAAGUUAGCCAGCAGACAGCUACAAAUAAAAAUAUUCCGAUGCAGCCCUUAAUGCUGGACAUAAAAAAAGAAUUGUUAGCUUCAGACAGCGAUAGUGAUACUGAUGAAGAUGAUAGUGAUACUGAUGAUGAGAGGAGCUUCAACACGGCCUUGUCCAAAAUGUCAAUGGGUGACAUGAGAGCUUUAAAAGCUGCAAUGCAAGCAAGCGCUACUGUGUAUAGAGCACAAUUGACUUACUAUCGCAACAAGGACAAACGCGCUGAGGAAAAGCAUAGGGCUGAGUUGGAAAAUCUAAGAGUUCACCUGGAAAUUUUAAAACUUGAACAGCAAAGCAAAGCGCUCGAGCUCAGUAAUUUUAGCAAACAAUUUAAAUAGUAA